AUGGACCUGCUACGAAGGCCACUGCUGCGGCAAGCGGGCGGUAUCGCGUACGCGCUCACCUCGGUGCUCUUGAGCGUCUAUGCGCUGCGUCUUCUCUCACCGUACCUCAGCAACGACGCUCUCUGGGCGUCCUUUGCCGAGACAGCCGUGCCGCUCGUCCAGAGCUUCAACGACGCGCUUGCGCUCUCAGCUUCUAACGUCUCGUUCAACCUCCUUGAUCGCUCCGUCGCGCGCUGGCACCGCACUCGGCCAUCGCAAGUGCUCGUCUCGGCCAUCUACGCUCGCAAGGUGCUAUUUGAAGAUAUGAGUGUGCCCUUGGCAGCGAUAUCGGCGCUUCGCACGUACGACGUGUCACGGCUGUCGUACCUCAUGACGGGCUACUGCUACGUCGACCUCGCCCGACGUUGGAGCUUGGCGCACACCGACCGCCGCAUGCAGCGCUGCGCUGAGCGAUACACCGAUAACGGCGCUGUCUACUUGGAGGCCAUUUUGCGCAACGUCGAGUUCGAUGAGUGGUAUGCCUCGAAUGCAGCAUCGUUUGAUGCGAGCAUCGGAAAUGGGGUUGCUACGUCACCUGGUGGUGACGCGUGGCUGGCGUCGCUGCACAAUGACACGUGGCGCCCGCUCCCCGAUGAGCUUCGUGUCUGGACCGACGCCGGGAUCAAGGCCUUUACGCUGCAGUACGCCAACCGAAUUCGAACUGGCAUCAACGAAGGCAUUGGCGUGGCGAACGCACUCGGGCUGGCCCAUACGCUGUCGCUCAAGACGAUUCCCAGCGCCGACAUGGGCACGUUCUGGACGACGUCGUACCUCUUUGCUGGACUCCAAACCGACUGGAACGCGCUGCCGUUCAACACAAGUCUGGUUCGGUCGACGCCCAAUUUCUUUGGGUUUUCAUAUCCGAAUGUGCUGGAAGACUACAACGUCGGGUCGCCCAUGAGUGCCCUCCACCGUGUGCUACAUGACGACCUCGGCCCCUUUGCGUCUGUCGAUCUGUACUGGGUGCCCGUGCCAGCGGCGCUGCUCGCAAGCGUACAUGCUGUGCACGUGGCCGUGGGUUCGAGCCCCGUCGAUGCCGCUCUCAACGCAAUUCCAGACACGACUUUGCACCCGACGCCGACCAAAUGGCUCGCCUUGGACCACGAGACGAGGUUCCUUGGCGGCAGUCCGUUCUGCACCUUUGGGAUGCCGCUCCCUUUUGUGCAAGAGUCAUUUGGCUUUGAUGACGCCUGUGCGUCACAAAUCCCGCUCGCGGUGUUGUAGCAACCCGUGGCCAGUGUGUUUGCGGUCCUUGCGGGGUAUCCACCGACGCCGCAAGCCUGUGCGCUUGUGCCCAGCGGCGAAGAAGCGGCGUGCCACCGCGCCCGCGCCGCGACCUUGGCCGCGGCCGCCCACCUCGAAAACUUCGAAACCGCAGCUGCAGUCGUCGAUCUCGAUGACACUCUGUCCAUUUUACAAUUCGUCGUAGACCGCAACGGAUCCCUAUACCUAG
Messenger RNA from Saprolegnia diclina VS20, 1492 nucleotides. RefSeq lists its product as hypothetical. NCBI's taxonomy places the organism in Eukaryota, Oomycota, Saprolegniomycetes, Saprolegniales, Saprolegniaceae. The record is from RefSeq and is a predicted model, not a curated record. The transcript has a single exon. Bases 1 to 1263 code for a protein of 420 amino acids.